This is a messenger RNA of Conger conger (European conger), 264 nucleotides long. RefSeq names its product phosphodiesterase 6G, cGMP-specific, rod, gamma, paralog b (gene pde6gb). NCBI's taxonomy places the organism in Eukaryota, Metazoa, Chordata, Actinopteri, Anguilliformes, Congridae. The transcript has 3 exons. Gene Ontology annotation, biological process: positive regulation of G protein-coupled receptor signaling pathway; visual perception; positive regulation of epidermal growth factor receptor signaling pathway. Gene Ontology annotation, cellular component: photoreceptor outer segment membrane. Gene Ontology annotation, molecular function: 3',5'-cyclic-nucleotide phosphodiesterase activity; cGMP binding. The coding region runs from base 1 to 264 and encodes 87 amino acids. The record is from RefSeq and is a predicted model, not a curated record.
AUGAACCUGGAAGCCCCGAAGCCGGAGGUCAAGUCUGCCACACGGGUCACCGGAGGCCCCGCCACGCCCCGCAAGGGCCCCCCCAAAUUCAAACAGCGGCAGACCCGCCAGUUUAAGAGCAAACCACCAAAGAAGGGCAUUCAGGGAUUUGGAGAUGACAUUCCUGGAAUGGAGGGAUUAGGCACAGACAUCACUGUGAUCUGUCCCUGGGAGGCCUUUAAUCACCUGGAGCUACACGAGCUGGCUCAGUACGGCAUCAUCUGA